Messenger RNA from Hevea brasiliensis (rubber tree), 766 nucleotides. RefSeq lists its product as uncharacterized. Gene Ontology annotation, cellular component: membrane. The record is from RefSeq and is a predicted model, not a curated record. Bases 114 to 599 code for a protein of 161 amino acids. The transcript is spliced from 6 exons. Gene Ontology annotation, biological process: vesicle-mediated transport. NCBI's taxonomy places the organism in Eukaryota, Viridiplantae, Streptophyta, Magnoliopsida, Malpighiales, Euphorbiaceae.
UAAACAAAUUAAAUCACUAUGUACCUAAGCGGCACGUAUGCUCAAAAGCAUUCCUCUUUCCCUUUUCAGCUUCUGGGUUUAAACUUUAGCAUGUCAAAUUGGAAAGAAAAAUAAUGCGGAAGCUGAACCAGUUCAUAUCAGGAGACGAUGGAGAGAAAGGAGAGAGCUUCUUGGAUGAAGAAUCAGAUGUCCUUUGUUCACUUUCUACUACGCAGAGAAUGUACGCAUUUGCUGGUUGUUUGGUUGCUGGUCUGGCUUGUAUGUUUCUGUCUCUGAUUGUCUUUGCCAAGCCCAUCAAGUUUGCAGUAUUAUUUACCUUUGGCAAUGUGUUGGCAGUUGGAAGCACAGUCUUCCUCAUUGGACUUGGGCGGCAACUAAGUAUGAUGUUUGACUCAGUCCGUGUUUAUGCAACAGCUAUUUACAUUGGAUUUGUAGUUAUAUCUCUUAUUUGUGCUCUCUUGAUUCAUAGCAAGAUUUUGACAGUGAUUUCAAUUGUCUGUGAGAUUUGUGCCCUUAUUUGGUACAGUCUCAGUUACAUUCCAUUUGCCCGAACAAUGGUGUCUAAUUUUAUGGUACGAUUCUGUGACACUGAGCUGUAAACAAUGCAAAUUCGAGGGGAUUGAUCACUCGGGAUUGGUUUCUGGCUUCGUCUUCUUUUUUUUUUUUCCCCCAAAACAUGAGUUGGCACCUUUUUUGAAAAAAUGUUUACCUGAGUGCAGUUUUUGUGCAUCCCAGUUGUUAACAGGCAUUGCCUGGUUCAGGAUUU